Molecule: messenger RNA, 672 nt
Organism: Macrobrachium nipponense
Lineage: Eukaryota; Metazoa; Arthropoda; Malacostraca; Decapoda; Palaemonidae
Product: spidroin-1-like
Exons: 2
Coding region: 1-672 (223 amino acids)
Source: RefSeq, a predicted model, not a curated record
AUGGCCAACACCUGUCCGGACAUGUAUAUACGCUUGGGCAGAGGGGCUGCGGCCGGUCAUGUACACGAGGGCAGAGGGGCUGCGGGCGGUCAUGUACACGAGGGCAGAGGGGCUGCGGGCGGUCAUGUACACGGGGCGGAGGGGCUGCAGAGGGGCUGCGGGCGGUCAUGCUACACGAGGGCACGGGGGGGCGGAGGGGCUGCGGCUGGUCAUCGUACACGCGGGCGGAGGGGCUGCGGCCGGUCAUGUACACGGGCAGAGGGCUGCGCCGUCAUGUACACGUGGGCAGAGGGGCUGCGCGGUCGUCACUGGGCAGAGGGGCUGCGGUCAGUAGGGGACGCGGGGAGAGCUGCCGGUCAUGUAGACACGGGCAGAGGGGCUGCGGCCGGUCAUGUACACGCGGGCAGAGGGGCUGCGGCCGGUCAUGUACACGCGGGCAGAGGGGCUGCGGCCGGUCAUGUAAACGCGGGCAGAGGGGCUGCGGCCGGUCAUGUACACGCGGGCAGAGGGGCUGCGGCCGUGUUUCAUCCUACUUCUACUAAACAUAAAAGUAGAGGUAUACUGUUCCUAACACCAAGCAGUAUUCUAACUAGAGUCUUUUCUUUACUUCGAACAUUAAAAGUCAACCAGCUUUUGCAGCUGUAUAACAAGGAUGACAUCGCAGACGCAUGA